This is a messenger RNA of Lagopus leucura (white-tailed ptarmigan), 3901 nucleotides long. It is a transcript of the gene ASTN1, whose product is annotated as astrotactin 1. Lineage: Eukaryota; Metazoa; Chordata; Aves; Galliformes; Phasianidae. The record is from RefSeq and is a predicted model, not a curated record. Gene Ontology annotation, molecular function: protein binding. The transcript has 23 exons. The coding region runs from base 1 to 3882 and encodes 1293 amino acids. Gene Ontology annotation, biological process: neuron cell-cell adhesion; neuron migration.
AUGGCCUGGGCCGGGCUGUGCGCCCUGCUGGCCGGGUGCUGCCUGGCGGCCGGCAGCGGCCCCGCCGAGGCGGCGGCGGAGGCGGCGGCCAAGGAGCUGGAAUGCAAACUGAAAAGCAUCACGGUGUCGGCUCUGCCUUUCCUCCGGGAGAACGACUUGAGCAUCAUGCACGGCCCCUCGGCCGCCGAACCCAAGCUGCUCUUCUCGGUGCGCAACGAUUUUCCCGGAGAGAUGGUGGUUGUGGACGACCUGGAGAACACGGAGCUGCCCUACUUCGUGCUGGAGAUUUCAGGCAACACAGAUGACAUCCCAUUGGUGCGCUGGCGGCAGCAGUGGCUGGAGAAUGGCACUCUGCUCUUCCACAUCCACCACCAGGAUGGGGCUCCCAACCUGCCUGGUUUCGAGCCCACUGAGGAACCCCAGACCGAGUCGGCCGAGGAGGAGCUGAGGAUCCUGCACAUCUCCGUCAUGGGAGGGAUGAUCGCGCUACUGCUCUCCAUCCUCUGCUUGGUGAUGAUCCUCUACACCCGGCGGCGGUGGUGCAAGCGGCGCCGUGUGCCACAACCUCAGAAAAGUGCCAGUGCCGAAGCUGCCAAUGAGAUCCACUACAUCCCCUCGGUGCUGAUUGGGGGGCACGGGCGGGAGAGCCUGCGCAAUGCCCGUGUGCAGGGCCACAACUCCAGCGGCACCCUCAGCAUCCGUGAGACCCCGAUCCUGGAUGGUUACGAGUAUGACAUCACUGACUUGCGGCACCACCUCCAGCGGGAAUGUAUGAAUGGCGGUGAGGACUUUGCCAGCCAGGUCACCCGCACCCUUGACUCGCUGCAGGGCUGCAAUGAGAAGUCAAGCAUGGACCUCACGCCAGGGAGUGAUAAUGCAAAGCUGUCCCUGAUGAACAAAUACAAGGACAACAUCAUCGCCACCAGCCCCGUGGACUCCAACCACCAGCAGGCCACCCUGCUGUCCCACACCUCCAGCAGCCAACGCAAGCGCAUCAACAACAAGGCGCGAGCUGGCUCAGCCUUUCUGAACCCCGAAGGGGACUCGGGGACAGAGGCAGACACUGAUCCCCAGCUAACCUUCUACACAGACCCCUCUCGGAGCCGGAGGCGCAGCCGAGUGGGGUCCCCCCGCAGCCCUGUGAACAAGACCACUCUGACCCUCAUCAGUGUGACAAGCUGUAUCAUUAGCCUGGUGUGUUCCUCCCAUAUGAGCUGCCCCCUUGUUGUCAAGAUCACCCUCCAUGUCCCUGAGCACCUCAUUGCUGAUGGGAGCCGCUUUAUCCUGCUGGAGGGCAGCCAGCUGGACGCCAGCGACUGGCUGAACCCGGCGCAGGUCGUCCUCUUCUCCCAGCAAAACUCCAGUGGCCCCUGGGCCCUGGACCUCUGUGCCCGCCGCCUCCUUGACCCCUGCGAGCAUCAGUGUGAUCCUGAGACUGGUGAGUGUCUCUGCUAUGAGGGCUACAUGAAAGACCCUGUCCAUAAGCAUCUCUGCAUCCGGAAUGAGUGGGGGACCAACCAGGGGCCCUGGCCAUACACCAUAUUUCAGCGUGGCUUCGACUUGGUGCUGGGUGAGCAGCCAUCAGAUAAGAUUUUUCGGUUCACCUACACACUGGGGGAAGGCAUGUGGCUGCCACUGAGCAAGAGCUUUGUCAUCCCUCCGGCUGAGUUGGCCAUCAACCCCUCAGCUAAGUGCAAGACCGACAUGACAGUGAUGGAGGACGCUGUGGAGGUCAGGGAAGAGCUGAUGACUUCCUCCUCCUUCGACAGCCUGGAGGUUCUUCUUGACUCCUUUGGUCCUGUCCGUGACUGCUCCAGGGACAACGGGGGCUGCAGCAAGAACUUCCGCUGCAUCGCAGAUCGCAAGUUGGACUCAACGGGCUGUGUGUGCCCGACGGGCCUGAGCCCAAUGAAGGAUGGCACGGGUUGCUAUGACCGCCAUGUUGGUGUUGAUUGCUCUGAUGGCUUCAAUGGGGGCUGUGAGCAGCUGUGCCUGCAGCAGAUGGUGCCUCUGCCCGACGACCCUCUGCUCUACAACAUCCUCAUGUUCUGUGGGUGCAUUGAGGACUACAAGCUGGGUACAGAUGGGCGAUCAUGCCAGCUCAUCUCAGAGUCGUGCCCUGAUGGUGUGGACUGUGGUGAGCCCCGUGAGCUGCCCAUGAACCAGACGCUCUUUGGGGAGGUCUUCUAUGGCUACAACAACCACUCCAAGGAGGUGGCCCCAGGGCAAGUGCUCAAAGGAACGUUUAGACAGAACAACUUUGCCAGGGGCCUGGAGCAGCAGUUGCCAGAUGGACUGGUGGUGGCCACCGUGCCCCUGGAAAACCAGUGCCAAGAGGAGCUCUCAGACCCCACACCUGACCCCGAAUUCCUCACUGGGAUGGUGAACUUCAGUGAGGUGUCAGGAUACCCUCUGCUACAGCACUGGAAGGUGCAGUCUGUCAUGUACCACGUCCGGCUCAACCAGCUGACCAUCUCCCAGUCCUUCAGCAAUGCACUGCACUCUCUGGAUGGGGCCACCUCCCGCAGGGACUUUGUGGCACUGCUGGACCAGUUUGGCAACCACUACAUCCAAGAGGCCGUGUAUGGCUUUGAGGAGUCUUGCUCCAUCUGGUACCCCAACAGGCAGGUCCAGCGGCAGCUCUGGUUGGAGUAUGAGGACAUCAGUAAAGGCAAUUCUCCAUCAGAUGAGUCAGAGGAGCGUGAGCGGGACCCCAAAGUGCUCACCUUUCCUGAGUACAUCGCCAGCCUCUCUGAGUCAGGCACCAAGCGCAUGGCAGCAGGCGUGCGGAUGGAGUGCCAGAGCCGCGGGCGCUGCCCCUCAUCCUGUCCCCUCUGCCACGUCACCUCCAGCCCUGAUGCACCAGCAGAGCCCAUUCUGCUUGAGGUCACCAAAGCAGCCCCCAUCUACGAGCUGGUCACCAACAACCAGACGCAGCGGCUCUUGCAGGAAGCCACCAUGAGCUCACUGUGGUGCUCAGGCAGCGGGGAUGUCAUUGAGGACUGGUGUCGCUGCGACUCAAGUGCCUUUGGGGCUGAUGGACUGCCCACCUGUGCACCUCUCCCACACCCCAUCCUGCGGCUCUCCACUGUGCAUGAACCCAGCAGCACGCUGGUAGUGCUGGAGUGGGGGCACUCGGAGCCCCCCAUCGGGGUGCAGAUCGUCGACUACCUCCUCCGCCAGGAGAAAGUGACCGACAGGAUGGACCACUCCAAGGUGGAGACUGAGACGGUGCUGAGCUUUGUGGAUGACAUCAUCUCUGGUGCCAAGUCCCCCUGCGCCAUGCCAGCCCAGGUGCCUGACAGGCUCUCCUCCACCAUCUCCCUCAUCAUCCGCUGCCUGGAGCCCGACACCAUCUACAUGUUCACCCUCUGGGGAGUCGAUAACACGGGGAGACGCUCCAGGUCCAGUGAUGUGACGGUCAAGACGCCCUGCCCUGUGGUGGAUGAUGUCAAAGCUCAAGAAAUUGCAGACAAGAUCUACAACCUCUUCAAUGGCUAUACCAGUGGCAAGGAGCAGCAAACAGCCUACAACACCCUGCUGGACCUUGGCUCCCCCAGCCUGCACCGUGUUCUUUACCACUACAACCAGCACUACGAGAGCUUUGGGGAGUUCACCUGGCGCUGUGAGGACGAGCUGGGACCCAGGAAAGCCGGCCUCAUUCUCUCGCAGCUGGGGGACCUGAGCAGCUGGUGCAACGGGCUCCUGCGGGAGCCCAAGAUCAGCCUGCAGCGCUCAUCCCUCAAGUACCUGGCCUGCCGUUACAGCGAGAUCAAGCCCUACGGGCUCAACUGGUCAGAGCUCAGCCGUGACCUCAAGAAGACGUGCGAGGAGCAGACUCUGAGCGUCCUCUACAAUGACUAUGGGGACAAGGACUACUGAGGGCCGUACCGUGGCCCUU